CAUUCAAUUAACUCUUCUACUUUUCCUUCCCUUCCUCAUCACUCCCUUUUCAUAUUUUCUUCUUCUUUUCCUCUUUAAUCCAAAAGCCAAAUUCUGGGUUUCUCUUCUUUGAGUUCAAAAUCCAUUACCCGUCAUAAGAAAUCCUUUCUUUUCUCAGCUCAAAAAAGCUGCCUGCUUGGGGUUCUUGAUAUUGCCUCAACCGACCAUUCUCAAAGUUUUCUUUUUAUAUAAAUUUCCAAGUUUUUGUUUUUCUAACAUCUUCAUGCUCAAUCUUCUGUUCUUGAUGUUUGAGAUUCAUGUCUCCAAUUCUCAGUGAAAUCUUCUUUUCUGGGUUUAUGAUCAAUUCUACAUUCAUUCGAAGGACCCAACUCGUUCAAUCUUUCUCAGUUGUUUUCCUUUACUGGUUGUACUACGUUUCAUGAUUUUCUAGCCUUUUUUUUCUUUCAAGUUUUCUAUCUCUCUCUAUAUAAUAAAUAAAUAAAUAAAUAAAUUCAACUACUAUAAUAUUCUACUAAUCUGCAUAUUAUUCAUCUUUUAUCUACAACUUUCCAUGGCUUCCUCAAGUGGAACAUCAUCAGGUUCAUCAACCAUGGUCACAAACUCAGGCUCCGAUGAAGAUUUACAAGCAUUAAUGAACGAAAGGAAGAGGAAAAGAAUGAUAUCCAACAGGGAAUCAGCAAGGCGGUCAAGGAUGAGGAAACAAAAGCAUUUAGAUGAUCUCAUGGCACAAGUUUCCCAGCUACAAAAUGAAAAUCACCAGAUUUUAACAACGGUGAGCAUCACCACACAGCGUUACUUGAACGUGGAGGCUGAGAACUCGGUGCUUAGAGCUCAAGCCAACGAGCUUAGUCACAGGUUACAGUCCCUCAAUGAUAUCAUUGAUUCCUUAAAUGGAUGCAAUAACAAUAUUGGUGGUGCUGACGGUGGUGGUGAUUGUGGUGGUUUUAAUGUUGCAACGAUUGGUUUCAAUGAGAUGGUUGAUCAUAGCUUUAUUAACCCUUUCAAUUUGGCUUACUUGAAUCAACCUAUCAUGGCUUCUGCAGAUAAUAACAUGUUUCAGUAUUGAUCUUCAUGAGCUUAUUGAUAUAUAUAUACAUAUAUCUGAUCAAAGGGGGUUAAAGUGGAGGAGUUUUAAUGUUUUUUUGGGGUUUGGUUUUUAGAGUAUUUUCAAUGAUUAUUAGUAGUAGGGGAAUUGUGCUUAUUGGGGUUUAAUUUGUAUAACCUAUCCAAUGCAAAGCAAAAUAUUAUUAAUGUACUUUGAGGUUUUAGUUUUUUUUUUAA
Molecule: messenger RNA, 1281 nt
Organism: Gossypium raimondii (Peruvian cotton)
Lineage: Eukaryota; Viridiplantae; Streptophyta; Magnoliopsida; Malvales; Malvaceae
Product: bZIP transcription factor 11-like
Exons: 1
Coding region: 551-1066 (171 amino acids)
Biological process (GO): positive regulation of DNA-templated transcription
Cellular component (GO): nucleus
Molecular function (GO): transcription cis-regulatory region binding; DNA-binding transcription factor activity
Source: RefSeq, a predicted model, not a curated record